Molecule: messenger RNA, 417 nt
Organism: Bombus pyrosoma
Lineage: Eukaryota; Metazoa; Arthropoda; Insecta; Hymenoptera; Apidae
Exons: 2
Coding region: 1-417 (138 amino acids)
Source: RefSeq, a predicted model, not a curated record
AUGUUGUGUGUAUGUAGUAGUAGUAGCAGCAGUAGCAGCAGUAGUAGCAGCAGUUGCAGUAGUAAUAGCAGAAGCAGCAGUAGUAGUAAUAGUAGUAGUGGUAAUAGGAUUAGUAAUAGUAGUAGUAGUAAGAGGAAGGGGAGAAGUAGGAGUAGUAAUAGAAGUAGUAGUAGGAGUAGCAACAGCAGUAGCAGCAGUAGUAGUAGUAGUAGUAUAGUAGUACGAGCAUGCAGUAGUAGUAGCAGCACCAGCAACAGCACCAGCAACAGCAACAGAAGAGCCAGCAGCAACGGUAAUUGCAGAAGUAGUGUGGUAGCAACGGCAGCAGUAGCAGCAGUAGUAAGAGUAAGUGGUAGUAGUUGUAAUAGUAGUAACAAUGAUACUAGCAGUAGCAGUAAUAGUAGUAAUAAUAGAUAA